AUGUCCGCCGAUUUCUGGGCUGGCUACGUCAGUGGUGCCAUCAGUAUUAUCAUCGGCAAUCCUCUCGAUCUUCUCAAAGUUCGUCUUCAAGCCUCAAGAUCAUCACGUGCGAAUGGUCUCUCUCAAAGUCUCAACCCUGCCACUUUAAGUCCGUCAACCACCGCGGUUGCCACCCCCAGCUCGUUUGUCCGCGGAACCGCAGCCCCAAUCCUCACAACUGGUGCUCUUAAUGCCCUCCUAUUUGUAACCUACAACCGCACCCUCUCUUUCCUCCACCCUACCUACACUCCAAACCACCCGGAGUCCAUACCUCUCUCCUCGACAUUUAUAGCCGGCACGAUUGGCGGUCUUUGUUCCUCCAUUAUUUCCACCCCCACUGAAUUAAUAAAAUGCCGCACUCAACUGUCCAGUCUCCCUCUCUCUUCCCUGGCCAUCGCUCGUUCCAUCUUAUCUACGACCGGAGUUAGAGGCUUGUACUUUGGAGGUGUGGUUACCGCUUUGAGGGACAGUAUAGGAUACGGAUUUUAUUUCUGGAGUUAUGAAUUGUCUUCUCGUCUUUACUCUUCUUAUUUUCUUUCUCAGCCUUUAGCCUCACACGGACUGGAGAAUGACACAAGUUCUCGAGACGAAGCAAUCAAAAUUCUCCUUUGCGGUGGUGUAGCUGGUGUUAUAACAUGGGCUAGUAUUUUCCCCCUUGAUGUGGUGAAGACACGACUUCAAGCGCAAAUACUCCCGUCUACACCAGUUUCAGAAACAUCAGCACUUCUUCUGGGAUCUCCGCAAAAACGAAAAGGAGCGCUAGAAAUAGCAAAAAUUGCAUAUAGCAAUGAAGGAAUGGGUGUCUUUUUCAGAGGGUUGGGAGUAUGUAGUUUGAGGGCCUUUAUUGUGAAUGCAGCGCAGUGGGCGGCGUAUGAGUGGAUUAUGAGGGAGUUAGGCGCUAAAGAGGGAGUGUCUGCUGGUGUUAAGGAUAGAGUGCAGAGUGAAAUUUUGAUUUAG
Molecule: messenger RNA, 996 nt
Organism: Sclerotinia sclerotiorum 1980 UF-70
Lineage: Eukaryota; Fungi; Ascomycota; Leotiomycetes; Helotiales; Sclerotiniaceae
Exons: 1
Coding region: 1-996 (331 amino acids)
Biological process (GO): transport
Molecular function (GO): transmembrane transporter activity
Source: RefSeq, a predicted model, not a curated record